This is a messenger RNA of Melospiza georgiana, 630 nucleotides long. Its product is annotated as claudin-4-like. Gene Ontology annotation, molecular function: structural molecule activity. Bases 1 to 630 code for a protein of 209 amino acids. Gene Ontology annotation, biological process: cell adhesion; bicellular tight junction assembly. Gene Ontology annotation, cellular component: plasma membrane; bicellular tight junction. The transcript has a single exon. The record is from RefSeq and is a predicted model, not a curated record. Lineage: Eukaryota; Metazoa; Chordata; Aves; Passeriformes; Passerellidae.
AUGGCCUCCAUGGGGAUGCAGGUGCUGGGCAUCGCCCUCUCUGUCAUCGGCUGGCUGGCCUCCAUCCUGUGCUGCGCGCUGCCCAUGUGGCGGGAGACGGCCUUCGUGGGGAACAACAUCGUGGUGGCGCAGAUCAUCUGGGAAGGGCUGUGGAUGAGCUGCGUGGUGCAGAGCACGGGGCAGAUGCAGUGCAAGGUCUACGACUCCAUGCUGGCCCUGCCGCAGGACCUGCAAGCCGCCCGUGCCAUGGUGGUGGUGGCCAUCGUCCUGGCCAUCCUGGGCACCCUGCUGGCCGUCACCGGCGGCAAAUGCACCAAUUGCGUGGAGGAUGACACCGCCAAAGCCAAGGUCAUGAUCUUCUCCGGCAUCAUCUUCAUCGUCGCCGGUAUCCUCAUCCUCAUCCCCAUCUCGUGGUCAGCCAACAGCAUCAUCCAGGACUUCUACAACCCGCUGGUCUCUGACUCGCAGAAGCGGGACCUGGGCUCGUCCCUCUACGUGGGCUGGGCGGCCUCGGCGCUGCUGCUGCUCGGGGGGGGGAUCCUGUGCUGCACCUGCCCCCCCCGCGGGGAGAAGCCCUACUCCGCCAAGUUCACGGCUGCUCGCUCCUUGCCAGCCAGCAACUACGUGUAG